Cephus cinctus (wheat stem sawfly) is the source of this 3230-nucleotide messenger RNA. RefSeq lists its product as uncharacterized. The record is from RefSeq and is a predicted model, not a curated record. The transcript is spliced from 8 exons. Bases 190 to 2376 code for a protein of 728 amino acids. Lineage: Eukaryota; Metazoa; Arthropoda; Insecta; Hymenoptera; Cephidae.
UACGACGUCCCUGGUGGUGGUAGACAGUAGCCAGUAGCAGAACAGAUUGUAAUAUACAACGAAAAUAUUAACGAAAUUAUUGAAAGAUUAAUUCGGUGUUCAGAUAAGGCUCAGACGACAGAAAAAUAUAUACGGAGAACAUUGUGAGUCAUAAGGAUUCGCCCGAAUGAGGAUUUAAAAACACUGAACAUGUCGCCGUUAUCAGGUUGGAUGCUUUUGUCAGGGCUUGCUAUGGUGGCAGCCCUAGCUCCUCUGACUCCAUUAUCUCACAGAACGAGCGAAGGUUCUCUCAGAAGUGCCCUGGAUGCUGUCACCAGGAAGCAAAGAUCUCUGGACCUCAAUACUCAGGACUACUACAAUGAUCUGAGGACAUUCAAAUAUCGUGGAAUGGCUAAUAACGCUGCCGAGGCUGAACGGAAGCUGGAAGAACGUCAACGUAAAAGAGAACGUGAAAUUCUCGACGAAGAUGAUGCUGAUGAUCUCGAGUUUCUUCCUCUGGAAAAUGGUCAACUGGAAACUGUAGGCCAGGGUUUUCAGAAAAAUCAACCGAACGGCUACUGGCUCGAUUUGAAAGUUCCUGAGCGUUCUUUGAACGGAAAGGCUCUUGAGCAAGCACUCAGAGACUACCUGGAGGUUGCACCAGGUCAGGCAGAGGCAGCACCGUCGCCAUUCCGUGAACGAGAGCGUGGUGGAAGUCAUAGGAAUGGAAUAGGGGAUGAGAGGAGGGGACCAAGUGACAAACAAUUGGCAAAGAUCUUUCUCCAGGAGUUGCAGGAUGGGUCUUCCUCCUACUCUCAAGGGAAGCUAGAGGAUGAGGAUUAUUUGGAUACUUUGUUAUCAAUCUAUGACAGAUACAGGGCAGAUCAGGAGGGCAAAACUCGCGGAAGCGACAUGGGUAACGCCCCUGCAACGUGGGGAGAAGUCUUUGGCAGACAUGAAACAUUAGGUAGGAAUCAUCUUGCAGAAGGUGACCGCGAAGAGUUACCUAAUAGACAGAGAGAUCUUCACCGAGAACAAAACCAAGAUCUCCUUUAUCCAAUAGUAGUAGAGCACAGAAAUGUCAAUGCCAGGUAUCCCUUAGGACGGGACUACAACAAGUACCGUGAUUUGCGAAAGCGCUACCCUGUAGCUAAGAGAAGUCCUAAACCUAUGCAAACUAAGCGGCAAGUUACAGAUCCUAAGGUGGCUCAGGAUUUAGGAGUUUUGUUUGGAACACAAUCAACUGAAGACGCUCUUCACAAUCAUACUCAUGAAAGUCAUAAUGAUGAUCACGAUCACGAUCAUGAUCAUGAUCAGAACAAGCAUCAUGACCACGAGCAUAAGCAUGAGCACGAUCAUGAUCAUGGGCAUGACCAUGAUCACGGCCACGUGCAUGCGCAAGAGCACGGCCAUGAACACAGCCAGGAACAUACUUCAGAAGCGUCUAACGCCACUGCGCAGCCUAAGGGUCAGAAGGAGAAUGCAACGAGGGAUAAUAAAUCUAAGGAGCGUUCUAUUGAAGUUAAGAAGAAGAGCGUCGAUUGGUCGCAAUAUUUUGGGAUUGAUCGGAGGAAGAAGAAGUCUUCGCUAUUAGCUCGACCAGGAACACAGAAUCUCGAUGAAGAAUGGCUGCUUCAGAAAUACUAUAAGACCAUGGCUGAGAAUCUAAAACCUAUGGAUCGCGAAGCAGAAGAAGAAGCUGGUGAAGAUGACAGGGGUAAUAAGAUGAGAAAGAUCUCACCUAGAUUGAAGAGCAUCAAAGAACUCAUCAUUGAAGAGCUCCUUAGGUACAUGGGAUGGCUGGAUAGCUCUGAUCUGGAGGAACUCGCCGUGCAGAACAAUUUGACUGCAGACUAUUCAGGCAGAAAGAACGAGGAUAACCUGGAUGAAGAUGAUGGUGGCGCCAAUGAAGAUGAGCAGAGUUGUCCGGAACUCGAGGCUAUUGAGAGACACUGCAGAGCUGUUGGUAAGCUGGCCGGAGACAAGGCUCAGGUUCUUUAUGCACCCUGCGUCUUGCACCAGAUCUGUAGAGCCUGCCUGCAGGAGGAGGAUCACGGUCAGGACCAUGAAGAUACUGCAGCUGCAGAAGAAGAGUGCAACGGUAGCUUUGCCAUAGAGGCAGCCAGGGCAUGCGCAGGACACGACGGGGGUACUCAGGACAGUCAGGAAGCUCGAGAAAAGUGUGCAAGGAUUGCCCUGGUCCUGUCGCAGCUGCAGCGACCACCAGCUAGUGCGACUCUCUGUCGCUCUUCAACUUCUGACUCAGACGUAGCUGACUCCUGUCUUCGACGUUAUCGCUUCCAUAAUUCUCAUCGCUUUCGUUACAAUCCUUACGCCGGUUCAUCUCAUCGGCGCAAUGGCGCUACUGUCGUCAAUGGCGCCCAGCUCGAGCGAUAAGCUAUCGAAGACCAUGAAGGAUUCUCGGCGACGCGUCAUGUCGGAAACUUCUCCUUUGCGUGCUGGCGUGCGGAGCGUCGACGUCGCUGGCAUCUUCUGGAAGCAUUUCAGGUCUAUUUGCGAGAUCAUUUUAAGCUCACGCGACUGCUCUUCCUUCCGGCCAUAUUACACGAGGACACCCGGAACGCAUUUGAACGAGAAAGACAAUAACUAGAUGGUUAGAGCUUAUAUCUUGGAUCAACGAGAAACCAGAGAAGGUUAUGUCAUUCUAAAAAAUUGAUUAACUGUUUCGGUCAAGAGGUCCGAGAGUAGCGCGUGAACCUAGAGACAAAAAAGCUUCUUCCGGUCAGCCGAGUCAUUAUCGCGAAUAGACUAUACCUCACGAGAGUAGAUUCUCUCUGCAUCCAAAUGAUGCAUUCACAUGAAAUACUAUUCGAUACGAUAUAUCCAUUCAAUGUUGUUAAGAACUAUACUUAAAGUUAAUUAUAUCCUAUAUAUUUGUGAGUACUACGAAAGUCACUAGUAUCCCGAUCUUGACGCAAUAGCCGCAUACAAGCUGACGAAAAGUUACCAAAAAAUGGGGACGCAAACAACGGCGGCGAGGAGGAGACGAAUUAAGAAAAUGAGAAGCGAUCGUACAGUGACUGUUACUCGACGUUACUCAAUGUUCGAAGACGACCGUUUAAAUAAAUGUCAGAAAAUUUAUCGAUAUCUUUCAGGGGAUAUAAAUGAGGAUUGUGCACAAGAUUCUACAGUACAUCCAUUACGAAGAUAAUAUAUUAUAUUUAUGUCGAAGACAAGAAUGCGUACUAUGUAUCGGCCCUAUGUGGACGUAAUAAAUAUAUUUAAACAUA